UCCUAGUUCACACACAAAAAACAAAACAAUGGAGGACUCUAGAAAACACGGUGAGAGCAAAACUAAACUUUUGAAUCCAUGGAUGCUCAACUUCCAGAAACUCGGUCUCGAACUCAAGUGCCCUCUCUGUCUGAGCUUGUUCAAGAGGCCAAUGUUACUGCCGUGCAACCACUUGUUCUGCAAUUCCUGUUUGGAUGAUUGCACAACGGCUAGAUCUGAAUGUGCUGUCUGCAAGGCUCAGUAUGCUCAAAUAGAUGUAAGGCAUGUGCCUUUUGUGGAAAACAUGGUAGCAAUCUAUAGAAGCUUGGAUGCCACCUUUUGUGCUAAUCUGUUUCAGCAACGUUCUUCUGAUGAUGUGAGGGUUUUGAAGCCAUGCCAAGCAUUUCCCAAGUCAACUUAUUGUGAUAAAAAGGCUGUUAAGAUUCCACUGAAUUUACCAAGUUCUAAUGAGGUUGGGGUUUGCAAGAAUCACAAAUCCAAUAUUGCAGUGUACCAUAAAGCUGAGGAGCUGGAUAUGUGUUGCGGGGGAGGGGUUGACUUUUGUAGUGCAGGGAAGCCUAAUCCAACGCAAUCUUCCCUGAUGGAAAUUGGGGACCGUGAAGACUGUGGAGUUAUGGAAAUGGAUGUGAAUUUAGUGACACAAUCAGCACCAGGCAGCUCUCCCUUUUGUGAUACCAAAGGUUCAGAUAUUGACUGCAGUGAUCAAGACAGUGAGCAUCCGUUGCCUCCUGAGAGAUUGGAAGAUUAUUCAUUGAAGAGAGCAGGUACUGGAAAUGGAAAUUUAAAAAAAAGAAUGGCACAGUUCAGGCCUGAAAGUUCGGCCUCUGAAACAGAGGGUCUUACGAGAGAGCUGAAGAGACAAAAAAAUAUUACCUUUGGAGAUGAUCAUAUUCAACAUAGCACCACACAUCAUAAUAAGCUUGUGGGUUCCCACUCUGGUCAGGACGUUAAUUUUGCAAAGGACCCUGGUGCACCGAUGCCCGCAAAUGCACCAAAUGACUUGUAUCCAAGCACAAGUAUCUGUUCUUUUUGCCAAUCCUCUAAAACCUCAGAGGUUACCGGGCCAAUGCUGCAUUAUGCAAAUGGGAGUUCAGUUACAGGAGAUGCAGCAAUGCAACCAAAUGUCAUACAUGUGCAUAGGAUUUGCAUUGAUUGGGCACCACAAGUGUAUUUUGUUGACGAAGCUAUUAAGAAUUUGAAGGCUGAAGUAGCUAGGGGAGCAAAGCUUAAAUGCAGCAAAUGUGGUCUAAAGGGAGCUGCUCUCGGCUGCUACGUCAAAUCCUGUAGAAGAACUUAUCAUGUUCCUUGUGCAAUGGAUAUCUCAACAUGCCGCUGGCAUCAUGGGGAUUUUCUCUUGCUCUGUCCUGUUCAUUCUAAUGUCAGAUUUCCAAAUGAGAAAUCAAGGCCUAGAAAACACUCAACUGAGAAGCAUCUUGCUUCAUCUCAACUGCCAUUUCAGCAGUUAAACCCUCUGGAAGCUUCGCAGGAUGAUGGUCAAAAAUUGGUUUUUUGUGGAUCUGCUCUAUCAACCGAUGAAAAGGUACAUUUGAUCAAUUUUGCAAGCAGGGUUGGUGCUACAGUGACCAAGUCCUGGACCUCAGAUGUCACCCAUGUGAUUGCAGCAACUGAUGCAAAUGGAGCUUGCUGCAGGACACUGAAAGUUCUCAUGGGAAUUCUAAAUGGACGAUGGAUUGUAAAAAUGGACUGGAUAAAAGCAUCCAUGGAAGCAAUGAAUCCAGUAGAAGAAGAACCAUAUGAAAUUAGUCUCGACAACCAUGGGUGUUAUGGUGGCCCAAAAGCUGGCCGACUUCGGGCAUUGGCCAAUGAGCCAAAGCUAUUCAGUGGCUUAAAGUUUUAUUUUUCUGGGGAUUAUGUGUCGAUUAAAAAGGAAAAUCUUGAAGACUUAGUUAAAGGGGGCGGAGGUUCUGUUUUGAAAAGCAAGGAUGAAUUGGAAGCAAAAAGACAUGAGUGCGAAAUUGCUUCAAAGUUGCUGGUUGUUUACGAUCCUAAUCCCCCACAAGGAUGUAAGUUGGGCGAUGAAGUUUCAAUUAUUUGGCAGAGACUGAAUGAAGCAGACGAGUUAGCUGCUAAUACUGGUUACCAAGUCAUUGAUUACACGUGGAUUCUGGAGUCAAUUGCUGCAUUUAAGUUGCAGCCUUUUGUUAGCUAAAAUGCAAUGGAUUCUGUUUUUGUUUUGUUCAGUCGUGUACAGGAUUUCAAUAGAAUUUAUAUCUUGCUUGCCAGUUAGGU
This is a messenger RNA of Gastrolobium bilobum, 2250 nucleotides long. RefSeq names its product BRCA1-associated RING domain protein 1. Lineage: Eukaryota; Viridiplantae; Streptophyta; Magnoliopsida; Fabales; Fabaceae. The coding region runs from base 29 to 2170 and encodes 713 amino acids. Gene Ontology annotation, molecular function: metal ion binding; ubiquitin-protein transferase activity. The record is from RefSeq and is a predicted model, not a curated record. The transcript is spliced from 13 exons. Gene Ontology annotation, cellular component: plasma membrane; BRCA1-A complex; BRCA1-BARD1 complex. Gene Ontology annotation, biological process: positive regulation of transcription by RNA polymerase II; double-strand break repair via homologous recombination; negative regulation of fatty acid biosynthetic process.